UCUGUGUUCUCCUGCUGGGUCAGUUUGUGAGGAGGAGAUUGUUUGCCAGGUUUUUUUUACACAAAGGAAGUGAUCUUUGAACCUAUGGGGCCCCCUCCCCUUUCCCAAGCCUUACACCUUUCCAUCUGGAAGCUCAGCUCUUAGUCCUCUUUUGGACCUUUGCCCUCCCUAGCUAGCUCCAGAAUGAUCUCUGGCUGGUUGUUUCUUGCUCAUCAGGCUGCAGGCUUCCGCCUCAUUCUUGCCAGCAUGGAGCAUGUGGUGCCAGUAAAUAGAGGACACAGCCCCACACCUGAGAGGAAGAGAAGGAUAUCAGUGACUGGGAAAGGCUAGGCCUGCAAAUCUAGGAUGCUGACUAGAGAUGGUAUUGGUGAAAUGUCCCAGAAAGCCCCCCAGGGACUUACCUUAGCUGCUGCCACCGCCCUCAGCCACCCCUCACCCCAUCACCAGUUGCCAACCAUUCCAGAAUCGCUCCUGCUAAAGGAAGCCUUUUAUCUACAGGGUGAUGUAGUUUAUUAAGAGUACCACAAAUGGUAAGCUAGACCAACAAGACUGUUUCAUUUUCGGACUCAGGAAGUUACAGAAGGUUUCAUUAGGGGAAAUCUGUUUUGUGUAAAUACAACAUGUAUAUGUGUACACAAUACUCAGAACACCCUUCCCCAGCAAGAGGGUUGCUUGUUCUCUCCUGUAGUUAAUAUUUUGGACAGCAAAUUGAAGAAAGAAGAUGAAGGAGUAGAAGAGGGAUGGGAAGGGCUAUUUCGGGACAAGCAAGAACAACGACAACCUGCUAACACACUUUUAUAGGUCUCUUAAUGAAGACUGAAGACUAUUAUGGUGUAGUGGAAAGUGCCAGGGACCGGAAGUCAGUGGGCAUGCUUUCUUGUCUCAGCUUUGUUGCUGUGUGACCCCGAAUAUGUUAUUUUGUCUCACUGGUCCUCGGUUUACUUAUUUGUUAAGUAUAGUAAUUAGGAUGGCCACUUAGAGAAUUCCUAGUUACUUCCAAAUUAUCAGCCUUAGUUUGGAAACGGGAUUUAUUACUUAAGAAAUACUAGUCCCCUCUCCUUUUGGAGACUGUUGUUUUUUUUUUUUUUCCUCUUUAGAGAACAAGCAUAGAUUACAAAUAAAAAAUUCAAAUUCACCCAUUCCCACUCCUUCAGAAAGCGUCCAUCUUUCUGUCUCUGGGCAAUGAGGGUUUUGCAUUUUGUUAUUCUUAUCUCAUCCCUCCCCUUUUCUUUCUUUAGGGCUCUUGAUAAUGUUUCACCCAGUGGCAACAAUAGUAGACGACGUGAUUUCAAAACUGGGCUCAGCCUCUGUUUCUGCUCUUGUGUAGUCGCAAAGCCCAUUUUGGACCAGGAACUCCAAUCAUGUCUGUGAUGGUGGUAAGAAAGAAGGUGACACGGAAAUGGGAGAAACUCCCAGGCAGGAAUACCUUCUGCUGUGAUGGCCGAGUCAUGAUGGCCCGGCAAAAGGGCAUCUUCUACUUGACCCUCUUCCUCAUCCUGGGAACCUGUACACUCUUCUUUGCCUUCGAGUGUCGCUACCUGGCUGUUCAGCUGUCUCCUGCCAUUCCUGUGUUUGCUGCCAUGCUCUUUCUUUUCUCUAUGGCCACACUGUUGAGGACCAGUUUCAGUGACCCUGGAGUGAUUCCUAGAGCACUACCAGAUGAAGCAGCUUUCAUAGAAAUGGAAAUAGAAGCCACCAAUGGUGCGGUGCCACAGGGCCAGCGACCACCUCCUCGUAUUAAGAAUUUCCAGAUAAACAACCAGAUUGUGAAACUGAAAUACUGUUACACAUGCAAGAUCUUCCGGCCUCCCCGGGCCUCCCAUUGUAGCAUCUGUGACAACUGUGUGGAGCGCUUCGACCAUCACUGCCCCUGGGUGGGAAAUUGUGUUGGAAAGAGGAACUACCGCUACUUCUACCUCUUCAUUCUUUCUCUCUCCCUCCUUACAAUUUAUGUCUUCGCCUUUAACAUCGUCUACGUGGCCCUCAAAUCCUUGAAAAUUGGCUUCCUGGAGACACUGAAAGAAACUCCUGGAACUGUUCUAGAAGUCCUCAUUUGCUUCUUCACACUCUGGUCUGUUGUGGGCCUGACUGGAUUUCACACUUUCCUUGUGGCUCUCAACCAGACAACCAAUGAAGACAUCAAAGGAUCAUGGACAGGGAAGAAUCGCGUGCAGAAUCCCUACAGUCAUGGCAACAUUGUGAAGAACUGCUGUGAAGUGCUUUGUGGCCCCUUGCCCCCCAGUGUGCUGGAUCGAAGGGGUAUUUUGCCACUGGAGGAAAAUGGAAGUCGACCUCCAAGUACUCAAGAGACUAGCAGUAGCCUCUUGCCACAAAGUCCAGCCUCCACAGAACAUAUGAACUCUAAUGAGAUGCCAGAGGACAGCAGCACUCCUGAAGAGAUGCCCCCUCCAGAGCCCCCAGAGCCACCACAGGAGGCACCUGAAGCUGAGAAGUAGCCUGUCUAUGGAAGAGACUUUUGUUUGUGUUUCAUUAGGGCUAUGAGAGAUUUCAGGGGAAGAUCAACCUGAGACAGAGAGCAAAUAAGCUGUCCCUUCUUACUGUUUUCCUUUGGUCUUUAGUCACCGGAUUGCACACUGGCAUUUUCUUGCUGCAAACUUUUUUUAAAAUUUAUGGACUUAAGAUAGUGGCAGAAGAUGCCAGUUACCUCUGGCAACUGAACAAAUGGGUCUCUCGGGACAUGGCACUUGUUUUCCAUUGUCUCAGCUACAAGGUGUCCUUGGACUCCCCUUCUCUUCCCUCCAGAUCCUAGCUCUCCUGCUGGGGGGUCAUUGGUCUCCUUUGGGGGCUAAAGAUUCUCGGGACUGAUUCAAGUCCUUUCCAGCUGCUGCAUGUCCUGAGUCCUGAGAGGGUCACAGAAACCUCUGGCCAGGGAAUCCUAACUGGGCUCUUGACUCCUUCAGAACUAAUGAGGAUUGGAGAGUGAGGUUGGAGGAUUUUCCUGGCUACAAAGUGCCAGCAUUGCCAGCCAAUCCUUUUAGGAAUAGGGCAGGUACCUUCCACUUGUAUUUAUUUGUGUAGCUUUUCCUCCCCCAUCGACUCUCUAACAUCCAUUCCACUCUUUUCUCAUUAGAUGAUAUGUGUAAGUAGUCAUAGUAGAGAUAACAAUUUACAUUUCUCAUAGAUCCUCCAGAAACUUCAAUGCCUGUGCUGUUUUCAAUAAGCAUUGAUGGGAUGCCAACAGCAUAGCCCCUCCCACUCUCUGUCUCAUCUCCGCUCUUUUCUCAUUAGCCCAUUUUAAGUUUCUUCUUUUGACUCCUGCUUCCAUUGGGAGCAGGAAUGGCAGUAAUAAAAGUCUGCACUUUGGUGCUUCCUUUUCCUCAGAGGAAGCCUGAGUGCUCACUUCAAACACUACCCCAUCAGACUUCUUGUGUAAGGCCAACAGAGGCCCUGAAUGCACAAUGGAAGCCAAGGCACAGAGAGGCUCUCCUCUCCUCUCCUCUCCUCUCCUCUCCUCUCCUCUCC
Messenger RNA from Cricetulus griseus (Chinese hamster), 3483 nucleotides. NCBI's taxonomy places the organism in Eukaryota, Metazoa, Chordata, Mammalia, Rodentia, Cricetidae. The record is from RefSeq and is a predicted model, not a curated record.